Eurytemora carolleeae is the source of this 2015-nucleotide messenger RNA. RefSeq lists its product as uncharacterized. The coding region runs from base 128 to 1789 and encodes 553 amino acids. Gene Ontology annotation, cellular component: SCF ubiquitin ligase complex. Lineage: Eukaryota; Metazoa; Arthropoda; Copepoda; Calanoida; Temoridae. The record is from RefSeq and is a predicted model, not a curated record. Gene Ontology annotation, biological process: SCF-dependent proteasomal ubiquitin-dependent protein catabolic process. The transcript is spliced from 17 exons.
UUCAAUCCAUACCUGUGUGAUGAAAUAAUUGUGAUUAAAGUAUCAAAUGUCAGUUUAGUCAUGGUUUAAAAAUCAAUCUGUGAAAUUAUCUCAAAUUUUCUGUUCUUUAAAGGAACAACAUCAUACCAUGGCUCCACAUAAUCAAGUACGAACUAUGAGAACCUCCGCAAUGGAAUCUAUAUUCGAACUCGUCCUUCAGAAUUUCCUAAAGAUCUCAGUUGAAAAUUCAGUAAAGUUUGGGAAGAGUUUAUACGAACUAAUAGUGUUGAAUCCGCCUGGUUAUGAAGAAUUUCUUCUUAUUAUCUUCGAAAAACUUGAACAGAUCUUUUCAAAAACUCCAGCUCAACCAGUUCUCAGAUCUAAGGUGAGAAAUAUUCUCCCCUGUCUUCUUGGACCUAAUCUUAAAACUUUGAAUUUAUCAACUAUCAGCGCGGCAUUCGACAAGAAAGUAACUAGUGAGGUCUACAACAUCAUGGACAGUGUGUGCAACAACCUGGAGAGUUUAACUCUAGGCCAAUCCUUUAUCUUCACACCUGAAAUCAUCAGCAACAUGAACACAAAGCUUGAGAAGUUUAACAAGUUGGUGAAUCUAAACCUUUUAUACAUCGCUAGCUCUGAUAUGCUGGUCAACCUGGGGACUAGUUGCCCACACCUUAAACAACUCAAUGUUAAAGGGUCCUCUAAAGUAUGUGAUCUUGCAGUCCCACACAUCAUAGGGUGUAAAAACCUCAUGGUUCUGGAUAUACAGGGAACCCAGCUCACUGGUGAAGGUAGACUUGAGUUAGCGGAGAAAUGUGAAAACAUCCAGACCAUUGAUCAUUGUCCAUACAACUGUGAUACAGAUUUCCGAAUCUUCAAAUCCCGCGGAGAAAUGUUUGAUUUGAUAAAAAGAGCCUACAAUGGUGAGGAGCCUGAUAUAGCAGUUCUACAGAGGGAGGCAAGGAAGGGAUACAGAUUAAAGAACUUCUGGUUAUCCAAUCCUAAAUCUGAUGAGCUGGGAUGUUCUGCCAUGUUUCCUUAUUUAAAAAUACUCAGACUUGAUUUUGUGUUUCAAGAUCUAGGAUUCACGCCAGAUCCGUCCUCCUUGAGUCAAAUAAAAACUCUAAGAACUCUUGAUCUCAACUUCUACGAUAAUGCUCGAAAUGAUCUCUUCAGGAAGAUAAUGGAAAGCUGCGGAGGAAGGUUGACUAAGCUGAUGUAUAAUGUAUUCGCUGAAUACAGCUCAAUAGUUGAAUGUCACAACAUUAUUGCGACGAUGUGUCCGAACCUGGAGUACCUGAGGUUUGAGGGCGACUACUCCACCAGUACUGAUGAGGACCUGGAGCCCCAGUAUCUGGAUAUACCUCCGGAAUCUCUAGGAUUUCUUACUCAGUUAAAGGAACUUAGCCUCGGAGGUCAUUGUACAAACAAGAGGUUGUCCUGGCUUCUGACCUCUGCUCUUAAGAUCGAGAAGAUUAACCUUGAUGGGAACCUAGAACAGCUGGGUAAUACUGCCUGGUCUAAUCUGUUAGCUGACAACCCUUUAAAGGAGCUGGAGAGUGUUUGGAUCAACACUAGUUCUGGUAUGGGACUUGACUCCAUCAAUCUUCUUAUCGACAACUGUCCAAAGUUGAUGAUGUUGGGAAGAUUAGUAAACUUGACAGAUGUUCUAGCAGUCGAGACAAGAAACAUGUUUUAUCGUGAACUGGUUGAACGAGUCCGAAAUGAGAACUUGAACCUGGAGCUGGUCUGGGUCUCACCCAGGAGAGGGUUUGCAGCAUGUAGACUUCAGCAGUAUCCGUCAUCAUAGCAUUCAUCUUAGUCUUACAUAAUUGAGAUGAAAAAUUAAACCCAACCUAAACUCGGAAAUUGCUCGAGUUACGUCACGUUAAAAGGAAAAAAGAACAAGUGGUAAACAGCUGAAAUUGCCUUGGUUUUUAUGUUAUUUUACAUAUGAAAUUGAAAUAGUGAAAUAGCUGGAAUACAAAAUAAAUGUAUAUUUGUAUAUUGAUAUAAUAAUAUUAUGUACAUGAUAA